Sodiomyces alkalinus F11 is the source of this 1920-nucleotide messenger RNA. Its product is annotated as actin-like ATPase domain-containing protein. The coding region runs from base 1 to 1920 and encodes 639 amino acids. The record is from RefSeq and is a predicted model, not a curated record. Lineage: Eukaryota; Fungi; Ascomycota; Sordariomycetes; Glomerellales; Plectosphaerellaceae. The transcript has 4 exons. Gene Ontology annotation, molecular function: ATP-dependent protein folding chaperone; ATP binding.
AUGAGCUUUAACCUCCCCCUGCGUCCCAGCUCCAUCAGCCACAGGAACAAGACCAGCCGGGACUAUUUCACAAAUUACACGGCGCCGUCGUCUACCGAAGCCAUCAAUGGGCCCGUGCCGGCGCCGGUGACGGAGGUCACCGCACCUGUCGACCGUCUUAUCGUGGGCGUCGACUUUGGCACCACCUUUUCAGGAGUCGCCGCCGUAUACACGGGCACCCCAGACGACGUCGAGAUCAUCAAGACCUGGCCCGGCGGCAACGGCAUCACUUCAGACAAGGUGCCCACCGAGAUCGCCUACACCGAUGCGCCAACAUUCGAUGCGACCGACGGCAACGCCACGUCCACCGUGAAAUGGGGGUUCCAGUUCCGCCCCGAAGAGUCGCGCAUCCGCUGCAUCAAGCUCUUCCUCGACCGUUCCCAGAAACUCCCCUUCUACGUCUCCCCGCAAGACACCGCCGCCCAGCUCCGCCACUUCGACAAGAACGUCGUCGACGCCGUGAGCGACUACCUCACCCAGAUCCACGCCCACACCAUGGACACCCUCACGCGCCGCUACGGCGAGUCCUUCAUGGCCUCCACCAAGGUCGACUGGGUCCUGACCUGCCCCGCCGUCUGGUCCGACGCCGCCAAGAACACCACGCUGCUGGCCGCCGAACGCGCCGGCAUGGGCGCCAAGUCGUCCAUCCAGAUGAUCAGCGAGCCCGAGGCCGCUGCCGUCUACACGCUCAAGGCCAUUCAGCCGAACCACUUGAACGUGAAUGACAAUUUCAUCGUUUGCGAUGCUGGUGGUGGGACGGUAGAUCUCAUUGCUUAUAAGAUUCUGUCCUUGAAACCUCUCAAAGUGGAGGAGUCUGCCGUCGGUACCGGAGGUCUCUGCGGGAGCGCAUUCCUCAACUACCGGUUCGAGGAGCACUGUCGCAACCGUAUCGGACAAAGCCGGUUUGACGACAUGAAGACCAAAAAGGCCAAGACCUGGCAGAUGGCGCUGAGAUACUUUGAAGAGUUUGUGAAGCGCAACUUUAACGAGGCCGAACAUCAAGAAGUCAACGUGCCAUUCCCCGGCUUACCCGACGACGAGGAGGCGGGUCUCGACUGCGGCUUCCUCAUCAUGACGGCAGACCAGAUCAAGGACAUCUUCGAGCCCGUGGUCAAGGAAGUAUGCGACCUCGUCCGGGGCCAAGUCGACAACCUCCGCACCAAGGGCGCCGUCGUCUCCGGCAUCGUGCUCGUCGGCGGCUUCGGGCAAAGCGACUACCUCUACCGCCGCCUCAAACUGCACUUCGCCAGCGCCGCGCCCCCGCCCUACACCGAGCGCCCCACGCACGCGAACAUGGCCGCGCCGCAAGACGAGGCGUCCAUCGAGGUCAUGCAGCCGGUAUACGCAUGGACGGCGGUGGUCCGGGGCGCCGUGCUGCGCGGGGUGGAAGGCAGCAUGGUGAUCUCGCGCAAGGCGCGGAUGCACUACGGCACGUCGUACGCGACCGUCUACGACGAGGCGAAGCACUCGGUCAGCGAGCGCUACUGGUCGCCGCUGUGGGAGCGGUGGAUGGUCUCGGACCGCAUGCAGUGGCACAUCGCCAAGGGGCAGGCCAUCUCCCCGUCCUCGCCCAUCGCGUUCCACUACACCCGCAACUUCCGCCCCGGCCAGAGCUUGGUCGUCACGGAUGACCUCAUCGCCUGCGCCGCGGACGAGCCGCCGGCCGCGUAUACCCGCGACCUCCUCGUGUCGGUGUGCACCCUGACCACCGACCUCAGUGCUGUGCCGCGUAGUCUUUUCACGCGGUUGACGACUACGCGCGGCGUGGAGUUUGAUAACCUUGAUUUCACUCUGGAGAUGAUUGUUGAUAGCGCCGGGUUGGGGUUCGAGCUGAAGGUGGACGGGGUGCGGUACGGUCGGGUCGAGGCUGAAUUCCACUAG